Cercocebus atys (sooty mangabey) is the source of this 2409-nucleotide messenger RNA. RefSeq names its product 5-hydroxytryptamine (serotonin) receptor 1F, G protein-coupled (gene HTR1F). The coding region runs from base 424 to 1524 and encodes 366 amino acids. Gene Ontology annotation, biological process: G protein-coupled receptor signaling pathway, coupled to cyclic nucleotide second messenger; chemical synaptic transmission. Gene Ontology annotation, molecular function: G protein-coupled serotonin receptor activity; neurotransmitter receptor activity. The transcript is spliced from 4 exons. The record is from RefSeq and is a predicted model, not a curated record. NCBI's taxonomy places the organism in Eukaryota, Metazoa, Chordata, Mammalia, Primates, Cercopithecidae. Gene Ontology annotation, cellular component: plasma membrane; dendrite.
CUCCCGGCGCUCCUACCUCGGGGAGCCGCUGGGGUGGAGAGAAACCGGGCACGGGCCAGAAUCCAGCAGUAGAAAGAGGGGAGAGUCUUCGAAUCCAUCUCUCGGUGGGAUCUUGGGAGGAUUCACGUGGGGGACGAAAGCAUCAUGCCAUUUGUAUAGAAGAAGGAACUGAUGACCAGUUUACAUUGAUGAUCUAAGGUUAUACAAUUUAUCACUCAAGAAACAUUGAAAGUUUUUGACAAGGGAAGUAACAUGAUGGAAAAUGAGGAGUUUAGGGGAGAAUGAAUUGGACCGUCAGCCUUUCAUGAACUUCUCAAAAGAACAGGAACAUGAGGAGGCAAAAUGGUGAUGCAAACGCACAAUUCAGUCUACCACAAUACGGUAUCCAUUUUUCAGCAACAUUAAUCUUUUAAAACAAAGAAAAUGGAUUUCUUAAAUUCAUCGGAUCAAAACUUGACGUCAGAGGAACUGUUAAACAGAAUGCCGUCCAAAAUUCUGGUGUCCCUCACUCUCUCUGGGCUGGCACUGAUGACAACCACUAUCAACUCCCUUGUGAUUGCUGCAAUUAUUGUAACCCGGAAGCUGCACCAUCCAGCCAAUUAUCUAAUUUGCUCCCUUGCAGUCACAGAUUUUCUUGUGGCUGUCCUGGUGAUGCCCUUCAGCAUUGUGUACAUUGUGAGAGAGAGCUGGAUUAUGGGGCAAGUGGUCUGUGACAUCUGGUUGAGUGUUGACAUUACCUGCUGCACGUGCUCCAUCUUGCAUCUCUCAGCUAUAGCUUUGGAUCGGUAUCGAGCAAUCACAGAUGCUGUUGAGUAUGCCAGGAAAAGGACUCCGAAGCAUGCUGGCAUUAUGAUUACAGUAGUUUGGAUUAUAUCUGUUUUUAUCUCUAUGCCUCCUCUAUUCUGGAGGCACCAAGGAACUAGCAGAGAUGAUGAAUGCAUCAUCAAGCACGACCACAUUGUUUCCACCAUUUACUCAACAUUUGGAGCUUUCUACAUCCCACUGGCAUUGAUUUUGAUCCUUUACUACAAAAUAUAUCGAGCAGCAAAGACAUUAUACCACAAGAGACAAGCAAGUAGGAUUUCAAAGGAGGAGGUGAAUGGCCAAGUCCUUUUGGAGAGUGGUGAGAAAAGCACUAAAUCAGUUUCCACACCGUAUGCACCAGAAAAGUCUUUAACUGACCCAUCAACAGACUUUGAUAAAAUUCAUAGCACAGUGAGGAGUCUCAGGUCUGAAUUCAAGCAUGAGAAAUCUUGGAGAAGGCAAAAGAUCUCAGGUACAAGAGAACGGAAAGCAGCCACUACCCUGGGAUUAAUCUUGGGUGCAUUUGUAAUAUGUUGGCUUCCUUUUUUUGUAAAAGAAUUAGUUGUUAAUGUUUGUGAAAAAUGUAAAAUUUCUGAAGAAAUGUCCAAUUUUUUGACAUGGCUUGGAUAUCUCAAUUCGCUUAUAAAUCCACUGAUUUACACCAUCUUUAAUGAAGACUUCAAGAAAGCAUUCCAAAAACUUGUGCGAUGUCGAUGCUAGUUUUAAAAAUGUUUAUUAUUGAAGGAUGGGGGGUUUUGAGGGGAGGAGUAACUAGAUGAAUGCUGAAUAAUAAAACACUUAAGCUUUUAGAGGGAAAUACCUGAAUACUGCUAAAAUGAUAAGGCUACAAUUUAUAUUUUAAUAGCAAUGUGAAUAUAAAAUUUAUUGAUCACCAUUAUUCUAGGGGACUCAAAAUUAGAAAAUAAUUUAUGUAGGUUAUAAACAAUAUUUUGCCUAUGCAAUGUUCCUAAAAAGUUGACUGGAAAAAAAAAUACAUAUAUACACAAUAUUAAUGACACUGAUUUUCCAUGUUUAUGUCUCACAAUAAUUAUAGAGGAGUUUUCAAUUAACAACAUACCUCCCUCCAUAAUUUCUAUCUAGUCCUAUUGUUUUAUAAUAUAAUUCUAUUAUUUUGUAGAAGAAAAUAUAAUUCACCACAAAGCACACAUUUCACCUAUCUCCAUUCUUGUCCCUUCUCCAUCUCACCCUGAGCAAAAGGGAGGGGGAAGGAGGCAACUCUUACUUAGUGUGACUGGAGAAAAUGUAAAAAAGUCAGAGCUUGAAAUUGUCCUUGUGUUUAGGUAGUAAAGAGUAAUCAUAAAGUGGGUUAGGUACAGCAAAAUAAUUUGAUACUGAACUUGUGCAUAUUUAAUAUGUUUGUUUAAAUAAACUUCUAGAAUAAUAUUACCAUAUCCAUAUAUUAUCAGCAUUUGAAAUCAAAGCCUUACCUUAGUAACAAUAACUCAACAAAGGGGCAUGGGUGACGUUGUUAUAAUUGCUCCUUGUUUACUUAGGAAUCAAAUUUAAGGCACUAAAUAUCAUAGAUUACUCACCACAGUUAUUAUACUCUUAACAUCUUUUUAAAAGUAUAAAAUGUAUUUCAUU